Dentiscutata erythropus is the source of this 1107-nucleotide messenger RNA. The record is from the annotation of a GenBank genome assembly. NCBI's taxonomy places the organism in Eukaryota, Fungi, Glomeromycota, Glomeromycetes, Diversisporales, Gigasporaceae.
AUGAGAUUGAAAAUAUGGAACUUAUUUGUUGUAGCGGCAUGUAUAAUCGUACUAGGAACACAUGAUGUUGACAGUUUGUUCGAUAAUAUUUGUACAUCUACCGGUGUUGAUAGUAUAGCAUCGCUCAAAAAUAUAAGAAAUGAUGGAAUAAGUCUUGAAAUUCGAGACUUUGAUCCAACAGGAUAUAUAAUAUUUAAAGUUGACGCAGGGGAUGAACAAAUUAUAAAUAUUGCUUUGUGGGGAGAAGUGAUGAUGGCUAAAGGUGAACUGCAUGUUGGAACUUUAGAACCAAUUGUUGGUCACGCAUAUGUUCAUGGUUGUGAUGGAUAUCCUCAAUCAACGAUUACCAAUUAUUAUGAAUUUGAAAACAAAUCACAAAUAACAUAUGAAUGGAUUGCGCCAAAUACGACAACAAUUUCCAAGAAAGAUACUCAAAAUCAAUCGAAAAGAGGACUAUCACAUAAGCAAUCUCAUAAAUGCUCUACCCCAAACCAUCAUCAUCACCAUCAUGGUAAAGGAUGUAAAGAAUGUAAAGAAUGUUCCCUAAAACAUCAUAAACACUGUAUUUCAGAUCAUGACCAUAAAAAACACAACCAUCACAAUCAUAAAAAACAUAACCAUAAUAAUCAUAAACAUAACCAUCAUAAACAUAAAAAACACAACCAUCAUAAUCAUCACGGUCAUAAAACUCAUCACAAAUCACAUGAUACUGGCAGGAAAAAAGCGUCAAAACAAACGGGUGAUAAAAGUCGUCAUGAAGUCACACAGUCUAAAAGCGAUACGAAUACAUCAUUACCAUAUUCUGUAGAAGACAGUGGUGUAAACCCAUCGAAUUUCAGUGGUAGUUUACCAUCAACUCCGUUCUAUUUUAAAGGUAUUGCGAUCUUUGCAAGUAAUCCGACCCAGGCUAUUGUUUUUUCUUCAGACACGAUGUAUAUUAAUGGGAAUAUUCCGGUGGAUUAUGAUUCGUCGGAUUUCGACACCCCUAAUAAUGACAAUAAUCCUGUAUCUAGUUCUGCUGCUUCUUUUAAUAAUUUUAAAAUUUUUGAUAUUAAUUUAGCAUUACUUGUAUUACUCACGGGGUUUUCUUCAAUAAUUCUGUUUUGA